This is a messenger RNA of Cooperia oncophora, 1554 nucleotides long. NCBI's taxonomy places the organism in Eukaryota, Metazoa, Nematoda, Chromadorea, Rhabditida, Trichostrongylidae. The record is from the annotation of a GenBank genome assembly.
AUGAAUUUUCAGGAUACAAAAAAUAUUGACAAGAAACCUGCCACAGUGCCUAUUUCGAUGCCUGUUGCAUGCCCUCCUCCGACAUUCCUUGAUCCGGCAACUGCACAAUAUUAUCAGUUGAUCACUGCAAGUGGGCUCGUUGUUCCGGUUGCCGUCCCUCCUCCACCAACCAUAUCUGGUAUGCAUCUACCUCCUCCUCCGAUUCCUCCUGUACCCGGUGCGCCGUGCACUACUGAUACAAAGAAUAUCGCCGUUCCGCCACCUGCGACCAUCAUGUCUCUGUCUCUUAGCAGCAUACCUGUUCCUCCUCCUUUGCCACCUCUCCCACCGCCUCCGUUCGAACCUGCACCACCUCCUCCGCUUCCACCUCCAGGAUCCGUUACCUCUGAAGUGAACGUCGACCAAACAGUACCUUCUGGGUCAGGUCCGAGUUGCUCGACUUCGCAUUCGCGGUCUGCUCUUCCGAUCCCAAAUGUCUCCGGUCUAAAGAAAAGAGGAUUCGAUCGCCCGACAGUACUCAAUAAGGUUCGAAGGGACAUCGAUCUCUCACAGGAAUGGGGAAGCGGUUUUGUUGAAAAAUAUGAAAUUUUAUAUCAAGUUGGUGAAGGCACCUACGGGCAAGUAUAUAAAGCAAGGGAUAAAAUAACUGGUGAACAAGUAGCGUUGAAAAAAGUGAGGUUGGAGAACGAGAAGGAAGGUUUUCCUAUCACUGCCGUGCGUGAGAUCAAAAUAUUGCGGCAACUUAAUCAUGCAAAUGUUGUAAAGCUGGUAGAUAUUGUUACUGAUAAACUGUCCGCAGCUGAUAUGCGUACAGAAAGAGCAAAUUUCUAUUUGGUGUUUGAAUAUGUGGAUCACGAUCUAAUGGGGUUGUUGGAAGCCUCACAUCUCGUCAAUUUUCACAAUGAUCAGAUACGAAGCCUUUUUAAACAAUUGAUUCUGGGUCUUGAAUAUUGUCAUGCUGCCGGGUUUUUGCAUCGAGAUAUUAAAUGCAGUAAUAUUCUUCUGAAUAACAGAGGAGAGCUCAAAAUAGCUGAUUUUGGUCUUGCGAGAUAUUACUCGUCUGAUCAGGAACGUUUAUACACGAAUCGAGUGAUCACUCUGUGGUAUCGACCACCAGAACUUUUGCUUGGUGACGAGCACUACGGUCCAGCGAUUGAUGUUUGGAGCAUUGGCUGCAUACUUGGCGAGUUUUUCACGAGGAAACCCCUAUUUCAAGGGAAUAACGAAGCUGCGCAACUGGAUCUUAUCUCAAGGGUAUGUGGAACUCCCAGUCCAGCAAAUUGGCCAGAUGUAGAGAAGAUGCCCCUCUUCAAUACACUGAGGAGUAAGAAGCAGUACGUCAGAUGUCUUCGGGAAGAGUUUGCUCAAUUGGUGCCGUCUGGAGCUAUAGACCUUAUGGACAAGAUGCUACUUCUCGAUCCAAAACGGCGAAUUUCUGCAAAAGAUGCUAUUAGUCAUUUUUGGAUUAAGAACUUUGAUUAUUCUACAGUUCCUCCAUUGAGGCUGCCCCAACAUCAGGUUUGCUUAUCGCAUUUUUUCUUUGUGUCUUGCUAA